Electrophorus electricus (electric eel) is the source of this 1137-nucleotide messenger RNA. RefSeq names its product cystatin-2. Gene Ontology annotation, molecular function: cysteine-type endopeptidase inhibitor activity. Gene Ontology annotation, cellular component: vesicle; cytoplasm. The record is from RefSeq and is a predicted model, not a curated record. NCBI's taxonomy places the organism in Eukaryota, Metazoa, Chordata, Actinopteri, Gymnotiformes, Gymnotidae.
GAGGCCCACAUCGCCCCCUGCUGGACUGGCUGAGUCAGCGAACCCUCCGCGCUAAUUUACAACACGCACUGCCUUUAAUGCUGUCCUAUUUGGGUAUUCUAUAGCCGACAAAGGACAUCAGUGUACGUUUGAUUUGUCUGAAUUAUUCUCCCAAAUGAUUUAUUUUUUAUCAGGUAGGCAAACAGGUUUACGUAGCAGAUUUCUCAUCAACGGAGGCUGUGGAUGCAAGCACGCUUAGUUCAUGUAAUCAGGAUGCUACCAUCAUAUAAAAAAAAUACAUUUUUGCAGUUCAGUAAUUAUUACCCUACUUAUACCCCCCGUGGGCAAACCUAUGUGUUGCUGAAACAUGGUAACUGCUAAGCACUGUACGAGUCUCCCCGUCAGCAGAAUGCUGCAACACUAGCGGUUAAACGCGUAAAUGAACGAGCGUCGCUCACACUGGAUGACCACAAGACCUGUGCUGUAGAAAGAUGACUUACGUCUUAAGGCUCUUUGGAGUUGUUUCCAUGGCUCAUAUCAUGUCUGGGCGCAGUUAUGCAAAAAAUGUAAACCCAGAUGUAAUCAAGGUGGCCAGCUUUGCCAUCCACAUCCACAAUCACAUGAGUAACUAUCCCUAUGCCUAUAAAGUUGUGGACAUCUUGUCUGACACUGCUAAGCUCUGCCCUCCUGCCCGGAUUGAAUACUCUAUAGCAGCAAAAGUGGCUGAGACCACUUGCAUAAACAAUGGCACUAUAAAGCCUGAGGACUGCAGCCUGAAGACUAAUGCACAGACAAUGAUCUGCAACUUUGUGGUUCUGGCACUUCCAGGUAGGAACACAGUGCCCAACCGCCUUCUGUCAGACUACUGUACCUGACUGUUAAUGGGAUUCUUUACAGGGGAUCAGUUUCAUCAGUAAUAUCUAUGGAAUAUGUGUAUAUGAAAUGUUUUAUAUUUAUAUAUAGAAUAUGCAUAAGAAAUGUAUUCAUCAGUGUUCGAGAACAAUGCAAACCAUGUUAUGCUUGCAAACUCAGUUAUAAGAAUUAGACAUUAAACUAUAGAAAUAGAAAAUUGAAAAGGUGUAAAAGUUUUUUAGUAGGCCUACUUGACUCAUAGCAUCUUUGGGAGCUAAGCACUAUUGGUACAAUGUUGCAAUAAAC